Molecule: messenger RNA, 6097 nt
Organism: Diceros bicornis minor
Lineage: Eukaryota; Metazoa; Chordata; Mammalia; Perissodactyla; Rhinocerotidae
Gene: CAMKK2
Product: calcium/calmodulin dependent protein kinase kinase 2
Exons: 18
Coding region: 998-3109 (703 amino acids)
Biological process (GO): protein phosphorylation; activation of protein kinase activity; CAMKK-AMPK signaling cascade
Molecular function (GO): protein kinase activity; ATP binding
Source: RefSeq, a predicted model, not a curated record
GGGCAAAUGCUAUUUCAGAUUUUCCUUCGGGUCAGAGGGCCUUCACUGCUAUUUUUGCCAGAUAUUUUGCUUUUGCAAUAGCUCCUCCCCUUUGGACUGGGUUAGAGAACCCGGAUGUGGGGUGCAGGGCGGCCUGGCUCUGUGGUGCUGCAGUGGCCUUCACCCCAGCUUCUGUGCCUUCUUUCCUGGAAGUUGAGGAGAUUGCAUUGCCUUUUGGAAUGGACUUUUCUUCUUUGAGGCUGUGCUUGUUACCUUACUGACCUGCUAAUAAUAUGUGACCUUUUGUGUCUGGCUUCUUUCAUUGAGCAUAAUAUGUUCAGGGUUCAUCCAACUUGUAGAAUAUAUCAGCGCUUCCUUCCUAUGGCCGAAUAAUAUUCCCCUGUAUGGAUACAGCACAUUUUGUUUAUCUGUUCAUCCAUUGAUGGACAUUUGGGUUCUUAAUGUCCAUCCUCUUCAGGCGACUGUAUCCAUUCCUCUGCCUCGGCAGCCCCCAAUUAAUAAACCUCUGGGCAUAAGACAUUAUCUUCUCACUCCAUUUGCAGAGAGAGGGCGAUGCAAGGAUGGGUCUCUGAAAUCAGUUGGGGACCAGCUUCCUGGAGGAAGGUUUUCAGGACUCCCUUAAUUUCACUGCCACCCGCUCCUCCGCAGGACUCCUAGCUCCCUUCUAAGCCCAUUGCCUCCCCGGUCAAGUCACAGGUGUUAGAAGUGUGAUUGUCAGGGAGAGUCUGGAUUUCAUUCAGCUCCAUUCUUUUCAGUGAUGACAAUUCGUUAAAUGUAGGUCCCCGUGUGAUUUUCUUGGUAUAUAUUUUGUGAAACUUCUGCCGGGUAAGUAAAUCCACAAAGUAGAGAAAGCCUCACCAGACAAAUCGAGCCGUAACUCGGUGGCCGGGCCUGGAGUCGGCUCAGUCUCUCCUGAUAGCUUUGCCAGGAAUGCCCACCACGGACCGACCGGAAAUGGAGCAGCGUGAAAACAGAGCUGGGAGGGAGCCCAGAAAAGAUGGGGCAUCAGCCCCUCUCAGUUGACCUGGGGAAGGUGGAGCGCAGAGAGGAAGGGAAAUCACGAUCUUUUCAUUUGUUGACUAGGAGCCGAGCUGUGGGCUGGGCACUUUCAUAUAGAGGAUGGAUGCUACAGCUGCCUGCUAGGCUGGAAGGAGGCCCAGGAGGUGAUGGAAACAGGGCAGAGCAGGGCGCUGCGCUGUACUUAGCAAUGGCUCUGGAACCUUCAUGGUCUUUCAUGGAACCCACACUUUUUGGGGGGGCUGGUGACAAGGAACGCUGGAACUUGGUCCCUGUCCCCAAGAAGCUCCCAGGUGGCGCGGCUGCCGGAUGGGAGUGCCCCGGUGUGUCCGCGCUGGGUGAGGCCGGCGCAUGCACCAUGUCAUCAUGCGUCUCUAGCCAGCCUAGCAGUGACCGGGCCGCCCCCCAGGAUGAGCUGGGGGGCGGGGGCAGCAGCAGCGAAGGCCAGAAGCCCUGUGAGGCCCUGCGGGGCCUCUCGACCCUGAGCAUCCGCCUGGGCAUGGAGUCCUUCAUCGUGGUCACCGAGUGUGAGCCGGGCUGUGCCGUAGACCGUGGCCUGGCCCGGGCCCGGGCCCUGGAGGCCGAUGGCCAAGAGGUCCCCCUCGACGCCUCCGGGUCCCAGGCCCGGCCCCACCUCUCGGGUCGCAAGCUCUCCCUGCAGGAGCGGUCCCAGUUGGACGCGAAUGGACGCUGCGCGCACCCCGCCCUGCCCUCCUCGCCGGUCGGCUCCCCGCAGUCGUCGCCGCGGCUGCCCCGGCGGCCCACGGUGGAGUCCCACCACGUCUCCAUCACCGGCAUGCAGGAUUGUGUACAGCUGAAUCAGUACACACUGAAGGAUGAAAUUGGAAAGGGCUCCUAUGGCGUGGUCAAGUUGGCCUACAAUGAAAAUGACAAUACCUACUAUGCGAUGAAGGUGCUGUCCAAAAAGAAGCUGAUACGACAGGCGGGCUUUCCACGUCGCCCCCCACCCCGAGGCACCCGGCCAGCCCCGGGGGGCUGCAUCCAGCCCAGGGGCCCCAUUGAGCAGGUGUACCAGGAAAUCGCCAUCCUCAAGAAGCUGGACCACCCCAACGUGGUGAAGCUGGUGGAGGUCCUGGAUGACCCCAAUGAGGACCAUCUGUACAUGGUGUUUGAACUGGUCAACCAAGGGCCUGUGAUGGAAGUGCCCACCCUCAAACCGCUCUCUGAAGAUCAGGCCCGUUUCUACUUCCAGGAUCUGAUCAAGGGCAUCGAGUACUUACACUACCAGAAGAUCAUCCACCGGGACAUCAAACCUUCCAACCUGCUGGUGGGAGAAGAUGGGCACAUCAAGAUUGCCGACUUUGGUGUGAGCAAUGAGUUCAAGGGCAGUGAUGCGCUUCUCUCUAACACUGUGGGCACGCCCGCCUUCAUGGCACCCGAGUCACUCUCGGAGACCCGGAAGAUCUUCUCUGGGAAGGCCUUGGAUGUUUGGGCCAUGGGUGUGACGCUGUACUGCUUUGUGUUUGGCCAGUGCCCGUUCAUGGAUGAGCGGAUCAUGUGUCUACACAGUAAGAUCAAGAGUCAGGCCUUGGAAUUUCCAGAUCAGCCCGACAUAGCCGAGGACUUGAAGGACCUGAUCACCCGCAUGCUGGACAAGAACCCCGAGUCCAGGAUCGUGGUGCCGGAGAUCAAGCUGCACCCCUGGGUCACGAGGCACGGGGCGGAGCCGUUGCCAUCGGAGGACGAGAACUGCACGCUGGUCGAGGUGACUGAAGAGGAGGUCGAGAAUUCGGUCAAACACAUUCCCAGCCUGGCGACCGUGAUCCUGGUGAAGACCAUGAUACGAAAACGCUCCUUUGGGAACCCGUUCGAGGGCAGCCGGCGGGAGGAGCGCUCGUUGUCAGCACCUGGAAACCUGCUCAUCAAAAAACCAACCAGGGAGUGUGAGCCCCUCUCUGGGCCCAAGGAAGCAAGGCAGCGAAGACAGCCUCCGGGGCCCCGCCCCGCCCCCUGUAGGGGAGGAGGAAGUGCUCUUGUGAAAGGCGGUCCCCGAGUGGAGAGCUGGGGGCCCCCGGGCCCCGGCUCCCACGCACGCAUGCACCCUCUGCGGCCCGAUGAGGUGACGGAAUAGCUGCCUGGACCUCGACCUCGCAUGCAGGCGUCUCACCUUCGGGGCUGCCUCCUGAGUUUCCAUAGCAGCAUGUCCUACGGAAACCGAGCACGUGUGUAGAGCCUUGACUGUCAUCUAUGGUUGUUUUUUUUCCUUUGUUGUUUUAAAGGGGACAAAAAAAAAAAAAAAGACUUGACUCCGUGACAUCGACCUUGGCCGCUGGCUGGCUGAACAGGCGAGUGUGAGGAGUUGCAGACCCAAACCUACGUGCGUUUUGGGACAGUUGCUUUUUAAAACAUUUUUAUGCCAAAAAUCCUUCAUUGUGAACUCAGAACCAUGUCCAAUACACCAAGUGAAUGUGUGUGGGGUUUGAAAAUCAUGAAAAACGGGCAGAAAACUCCGGCGAUGUAGUCUGAGACCACAGAGUUAGUCUCUGCAUUUGAAAGGGAGAGAAAGAGUGGAUCUGACUCCUCGUGCAAAUCCUAAACCGUGGUACCUUCCAGAACCGUGGACUCAAGGGGUCAGGGCAGGGUUAGCCCUCAGUAGCUGCAGGGAGCUUCAAUACAACUUAUUCAUAAGAAAGACUUUUAAAUUUUUUUAUGGGUAGAGUUGUAGUCAGGAAAACGGAAAGGGCUUAAAGUUUAAUUGCUUCGCAAAGGGGAUUUUCCAACCCUAGAAGGGCAUUUGGUGGGAGAAGUUUCGCCUGAAGGACUGAACGGGUUUCUUAACGACAACCACUCAAAGCAGGUUUCUGAAAUAGUUGACUGAGCUCUAGUAAAUCUCUUGUUAAAUUACAAAAACUUCAGGGUGAAAUCCUACACUUCCAUGUACAUUACAUGGCUUAAGAGUAAACAAACCAUUUUCAAUUCUCUGACUAGGCUGAACUCGAGAGUAGUUCAGAAAUCAUUUAGAGCUUCCAGGAUAUAUUCCACGGCUUCAGGUAUGUGAUCGGAGUUAGAGCCAAUGAAAUCUAUGCCUGUAUAUUAGCAGCUUAGCUUGUUUAUAACCUCUGUAUUCUAGAGACUGCUAAGGAUUUGUUUUCUUCUUAAAUACUAGCUGAUUGUUGUAGCCAGUGAAACUUACUCAGUUUCUGGAGGGCCAGUUAGGAAGUACUUCCAUUCAACGGAGACACAAAUGAUCAUCCUUACCGGCAAAGCUCUGUUAGGAUCUACACAGUAACUUUGGGGCACCCUUUUCUAGAAGCUUGUUGAAACCCAGAGCACUUCUCAGGGCCCAGGGGAACUAGGCCUGGCACAGGAAGUUCCCUUUUGUGGCCAAAAGUCCAGAAAGAAAAGGUUUACCUUUUUGACUUCCAACUAGUGUUGGGAAGCUUGGUGGUAGUUCAAGUGUGACUUCUUCCAGAGUCACAGAUGGGUGAGAGUGAAGUUCAAGAGGGAGGAAAACGAGGAGGACAUUGCCCUGGGAGAUUCCCAGUCUUUGUGGAAUCUGGCUUGGGGGAAAUAGUGUCAGUAACUGGGCUCAGAAGGACGUGCUUUCCUGUAGUUUUUACCUGAUUAGUGUGGAUCCAAGGACUUUCGGCAGAGAGAGAAGCAAGGCCUUGUGCCCCCCUGCCCAGCAGAUUCACAGAGCCUGGGCGUUCUUGGCUUCCAUAGAUCUCCAUAAGCUCUUGACUGUCGUUUAGCUAGACUUUUCUCGCUAUCUUAUAAACAGUACAGAAUUAGGGAAUGCUCGUUUCCAAGAGCAGAGGACAGCCGUCUGAUGGAGGGCCGUCUGGCCUGCUUUCUUUGUUUUUGUAACCCACUACUUCCUCUCGCCCUACUGUGCUUGUUUAAAUUUAUGGGCUCCACCCUUCUGGGAGCAGAUGGGGUCUGGUUAGUUUGCAAUAAGCACCUUGCAGUGGUUCAAGUCAACUGGUCCUUAGUCUUAGUCCCAGCCUGUCUGUGUGGACUCUGGCCUGGCCGAGUGGCUCGCACGGCUCGCCUGGAGGGCGGGCAGCAUGCAGAGCUUCUGCAGAACUCCCCCUGUGUUUACACAGCCGCACUGGGCGACGCCAUUUCUUCCACCACGAAACUCCCCAUGUAAGAUUUCGUAGGUGGAAUGCCAGUGAUCAGGCAGCACCCCGCUGUUUAGGCGGGUGGGUUGGAGGAGGCCCAAGUUCAUAACUUUUUUUUUUUUUUUUUAACAAAGAAACACCAAAGAAAGCUAUAGAAAGGAAGCAUCACCCCUGAAAAGUAUGAGAGGGCUGUAACAUAAAGCAUUAGAGCUACCACUUUUUUGGAGCACAAACAUUGAUUUUUCAAAAGCCAGCUCUUUCAGGAAAGGGGAGAAGCUGUUAGGAGCAGCUUUUCCAGGUGAGCAAAAAGGAUGCCUAUCAGUUUCUUCCGUUGCUGACUCAUCUGUGGGACCAAUUUGGUGUAAGCAACCUGUGGCUUGCACCUGUGGCCUUGAAGGAAGCACAAGUUCUCUACCCGUCUUUCCUCCGUCCUGUUCCACUUCCCGCAUCUAGUCCGCAGCCUUGACAGUGGCUCCCAUAAAGCCUUAUCUAGCCCCUUGUUGGCACCUGGGGCCAGAGAGGCCAUCUCCCUACUGGUUCAGGUGCGUUAGGGCUCCUGUUCUCAAAGCCUUUCUGACACAAGGAGGCAAAUACCUGUGCGUUUAGACACAGAGGUCAACGUCGCUCUCACCCAUCUUCCAAAGGGGAGCUUCACGUUGCUGGGGGGGAAGAGCCAUGACCGCCACUUGCUCCCAAGGUGCUAGGGAAGGUUUCAAGGUUGUCGGUUCCCAUCUUCUCUCCAGCUUUAUGGGCCGAGUUUCGUGGGACUGCUGAUUUUUCUAUUCUGUGAUUGAUUUAAUGCCCGACGCUUCUGUUUUAUUCCUGAUCCUUUCUACUAUGCAUUUUCCUUUUAUCAGGUGUACAAAGUUAAAUACUGUGUAUUUAUCACUUAAAAGUACAUGAACUUAAGAGAAAAAUAAGCCUUUGGUGUUUUUCCACAGAUGUUUAAGCUUCUCUGUAAACUUGAAAUAAACAGACAGCAAAAUGGUGCAAAG